AUGAACAAAGACAUAAUAAUAGAAGCAGAAGAAAUAAUUCAGACAGGAAUGAAAAAAGAACAGCUCUUGGAGUUCAUUGAGCUUGUCUCAGACAGAAACAUCUCUUGUAAUGGUGUAAUAGAAAUGGCCAAAGAGCUAAGCAGAUAUUAA
Nematocida ausubeli is the source of this 150-nucleotide messenger RNA. RefSeq lists its product as uncharacterized. The transcript has a single exon. The record is from RefSeq and is a predicted model, not a curated record. Lineage: Eukaryota; Fungi; Microsporidia. The coding region runs from base 1 to 150 and encodes 49 amino acids.